AUGGGCGGACAGCGGCAGGAGCCCAGAGGCGCCGAGCGGAGGUCGCAGGCGGCGACUGCAGCUAACUCGAGUCGGGAAAAUGCGACAGCGACUGCCCACUCGAGGUCGUCAUGGCGACAGCCAGUGAACGUGUUCCUCUCCUCAGGCAGGCCCCCGAGUGUAGAGGAGCUGCUUCGAGAGGCGCAGCUUAAUCUCCAGAGCCUGUUGCAAGAAGAAUAUGAGGAGCAGUACUCAGAGGCCAGACUGCUGGGGCAGACCUUCCGCUCUGCUGAUGAGGCCCCUGAGCCCACUCCCAGCCCAAGGCCCCAGUCUGCCAGGCGUCUGGAGUUUGUAUUGAUGCCUACAAAACAGCAGCUGAGCGAGGAUGAGACUACCACCCAGGGUGUGAGGGCCCCUGAGGCCUCCCUGAGCCUGUCUACCACAGCCGACAAGCAAGUUGCCUGGAAUACCCCCUUCCCUCUGCCCAUCCUAGAGGAGAAGCGGUGGCUUCAGCCUUGCUCCACGCACUCUGACAUUGUGCCCAUCAACAUCUCUGGGCAGCAGUUCGAUAAACAUGCAAGUUUGCGACACUCCUUGUUUAACACAGAGACAGCCGUGAACCCCAAGUCCACCCUGAGGCGGAGGCGGACCAUUAUUGGAUUCUCUAACUUUUCACAGCAAGACCAAGGUCUCAGCAACAGCCCCACAGGCAGGUUGGCUUGCUCUACCAGCUCAGACAUCAAGCCCAGUCAUUCUGUUCCAGAAGGUGUUCAUGGAAGAGUUGCCAUUGGUGAGGAAGCUCAUUUCCCAAAUCUCACCUCACCAGUACUGAGAAAGCCUUCUAGUGAUCCUGACGAACCUCUCCAGGUGCGUGGUGGCACCAAGCCUCCUGGCAUGGAAAGCAUGGGAAUGGUGUAUAGCGUCUCCAGUUCUUGCAAUGGACCAACAGAAUCUACAUUCUCUGCUUUGUGGAAAGGAGAUGCUUUCACCUAUAUGACUCCAAGUGCCACCAGUCAGAGCAAUCAAGUCAAUGAAAAUGGAAAAAAUCCUUCCUCUGGGAAUUCAUGGGUCUCUCUGCACACAUUGCCACCUCUGGUUCCUAAGGAGGCUGCUGCACUCUUUGUCACUCGUGAUAACCCAGCAGGAUGCAGUGGAUCAGCUGGCUACUCUGAACACCCUACACAACAAAGGCAAGUAUCAGAGCGACCCUUCAAGAUUGGCCUUCUGACUGGUGGCACCUCAAGGCUGGAUACAGGCCCAGGUGGGGCCAGCAGGUUCCGGGAGCGGUCACUGUCUGUACCUACAGAUUCAGGCACCACAGAUGUGGACUACGAUGAGGAGCAGAAGUCCAAUGAAGCCUGUGCCUUGCCUUAUGCCAGUACAAGUUCUGAGGGCAGUAACAGUGCUGACAACAUUGCCUCCAUUAGUUCCCAGCAGGAGGCCCACCACAGAAGGCAGAGAUCCAGGAGUAUCUCACUCAAGAAGGCCAAAAAGAAGCCUUCCCCACCAAUGCGCAGUGUCUCACUGGUCAAAGAUGAACCAGUCCUCUUGCCAGAAGGUGGGUCAGCACUAUCCAAGGACCAGAGGCCCAGGAGCCUUUGCCUCUCCUUGGAACACCAAGGACAUCAUUCAUCCCAGGGUCACCCAGCUGUGCCCACCUUCAAAGACCCAGAAGAUACACAAUUCUCCCACCACUGGUAUCUUACUGACUGGAAGUCUGGUGACACCUACCAGUCCUUGUCCAGCUCCAGCACUGCCACUGGCACCACAGUUAUUGAGUGUACCCAAGUUCAGGGCAGCUCAGAGUCUCUUGCCUCCCCUUCCAUCUCCAGAGCUACUACACCUUCCCAACUCUCCAUUGAGGUAGAGGCUAGGGAGGUACCCUCUCCAGGAAGGCCCACUGGGCUGAUGUCACCCUCCAGUGGAUACUCCAGCCAGUCGGAGACACCAACACCCACUGUCUCCAUGUCCUUGACGCUGGGCCACUUGCCUCCUCCAAGUGGUAGUGUCCGGGUACGUCCAGUGGUACCCGAGAGGAAGUCAUCACUGCCCCCAACAUCGCCAAUGGAGAAAAUUUCAAAGUCACGAUUAUCGUUUGACCUACCACUGACCUCUUCUACCUACCUGGAUCUGUCUGGGAUGAGUAUCUCCAUACGAAGCAAAACCAAGGUGAGCCGGCAUCACUCAGAUACAAAUUUUGGGGCCAAGUUGGUCCAGAAAACUGGCCCCAACCAGCCAAUCAUGCCCAUGGUUACUCAGUCUGAUCUACGUUCUGUCCGCCUCAGGUCAGUAAGCAAGUCUGAGCCAGAAGAUGACAUUGAGAGCCCUGACUAUGCUGAGGAGUCGGGAGAAGUCUUCACCUUGCUAGAGAGAAAGAUGAAACCUCCCAUAGCUGAGAAACCCCCACUGGCUCGAAGGCCUCCAAGCUUGGUCCACAAACCACAAUCUGUCCCCGAGGAGUACCCACUAACUUCGCCUACAUUGGCUAUAACCCCUAAGAGCUCAAUUCAAUACAUGAGGCCAUUCCCUCCAGACAUCUACACGGUGGUGAGGAAACCAAAGUCCUCUAGCUUCCCUGAGGCCAGAAGCCGAGGGGAGUCAACAGCACCCUCAGCUCUUGUUUUUACACCUUUUGCCAGUUCCUCUGGUGCUUUCUGCUCAGAAAACCAGCAACCUCCCCAGGGAAGUACAGAGGAUGAGGGCUCUAAGGUGAGAGCCCUGCCUGAAAGAAUUAGCCUCCAGAGCCAGGAACAAGCUGAGAAGAAGAAAAGCAAGAUUCCACCUCCUGUACCAAAAAAGCCCAGUGUGUUAUACCUGCCUCUCACCUCACCCACAGCUCAAAUGGAGGCCUAUGUGGCUGAACCAAGGCUGCCUGUCAGCCCCAUCAUCACCCUGGAAGAAGAUGCCAAGUGUCCCCCAACUGGCGACCACCUGCAAUCACCUGGUACAACAAGGACGACUACCACCCCACAGGCUGAUGAUGGAAGGGAGGCAAGCCCUUCAGGGAGUAUUAUGGAACCAAGUACUGAAGAAAAAAGUGUUAUCAGUGAUAAAACAGCUGAAUGGAUUGCAGAAGAUGAUGAUGAUGUGUUUGUGGCUUCACGUACAACUGAAGAUUUAUUUACUGUGAUACACAGGUCCAAAAGAAAGCUGCUUGGCUGGAAGGAGCCCGGUGAGGCCUUUGCCGGAGGCAGCAGACCAAGCUCCCACUCACCAAUAAGGAACACAGCUGAUUCUCCAAUUAGUGAGUCAACUGCCUCUGCAGGGUCAAGCGGCAGUAUCAGCCUAGAUGCUGGCAGAAACGAUGAUUUCAAGGCCUUGCUACAAAAGAAGGGCAGUAAGGCAACUCCAAGGUCCCGCCCCUCAGCAGCAGAACUGCUGAAGACCACUAAUCCACUUGCUCGGAGAAUUAUUGCACAGUUUUCAAAAGACUAUGACACCACCGAUAGUCCCAGUACCUAAGCCCUGAGUUGAGCAAGUAGGGAUCAGUUACUAAACUUGAGUAUAAAAAGGGGAAGAGGAAGGGUUCUAAAAAGAAACCAUGGAAAUAACAAAAAAGCCUACAUUUCUUUUACUUAAACUCACACUCCGGACAGCAGGAGAGAGACCACUUUAUCUAGAAAUCAUCAGGCACUUUAAUCAUACGCAGACAUUUUAUGUUUUCAUACUUAAAAUCUUGCCAUUAUUGACUACAGAUUUUCUUCUUAUUUUCUGCCCAUGGUGUGCACCAAGAAGAAAUUCUCAGAUGCAAGGGCACACAUGCAUGUUUUCAAUGAAUGACCAGCUACUCCAUCCCUGGCUCCUAUUACUAAGGAGAACAGUGUAAGAGCAGAUUGGAGGCUGUCAAACCUGGGGAAAUAGGGAGCCGUUGCUGAUUAUUCACUUCCUUGGUGAGGCCUUAAUGACUUGUGUGGAGAAACAGAAAGACUCUGAUGCCUCUUCAACCACAGUUUAACUCUCUUCCACUGGGUUUGCAGGUGUGCACUUAUUUCGGCAUGAGUUGAUUGGAUGGCUUUUGUGCAAAAUAUGAAUGUUACUUGGCCCUGAACUUCAUGCCUUUUUUAGUUUGAUUGUCUACACGGUGAUCAGGGUGAUGACGUUCGAUAACAUACAGACCCUUCCCCCACACACACCCCUUAGCUAGAAGAGGUCAGAACCUGGUUACUUUGAAUGAAACAAGCUCAGCCAACAAACAAGGCAGCCAUUUGUCCACCCUGAUCUAUCUGAGGUAACUUGCACGCAUGCUUUCAGACCCUUCUAUGGGUCUGAAGCUAAACAAUGAUAGCUAAAAUCUGUGCCCAGCUUAUGCUGCAUUCAAAGAACUCUCAUUUCAUUGGCAUAUAAAAUUCAUUACAGUAAGUAAUUAGCUGAACUAAUGGCAUCACCAAAGGCUCAAGGAGUAGAGAAAGUAAGUGUAAACUUGCCCACCACCGUUCAAUUCAGAUUGUGGUUUGUGGUUGGUUGGUUUUGUUUAAAGCAAGUCUUACUAUGGUCCAGAACUGAGAAUGCAUAAACUAAAAGGAUAUAUCCAGAAUCUAAAAGGCAGCUUUGCAAGUUGCUUUGGCCCAUAAUACAAAAAAGGCCUAAUUAGUUAACCAUGUGGGGAAAGAGGGUAAGAGCUGGGUAAAUAGGAUGCUGAUGGAGCCCCAGAACAAUCAUUGUGACUCCUCCUGACCGCUCCCCCUCCCAAAGCUAAUAUGCACUAACUCUUCUUGUCAGCUCAAUUUUCUAAUCAAAACCAGAGCAAUGAUUCAUUUGAUUUUCAUAUGUCUGGUUUCUGGGAGGUUGGGGGAAAAACAGACCAAAAUUGAACAAAGAAAACUGGUUGAGCAAUAAUGGAGAGGUAACCGUCCACUGUCCAAGGAGGGGAAAAGAAGUCAAAUGAAAUAGUAGUCUGUCUCACAAAGAGGGUUCCCUUACCCUUUACUUCUUCACGCCCUGCCCCAACAGAUUCAUUGGUCAACUUCCUAGAGGAUGCAGAAACUGCCCCAGAGACAAGCAGAUCUUAAUUUUGAUAGAUCGUGUUGCUCACCAAUAAGAAGCAAACUCUUAGCACAACUGCCCACACUCCAGAGAACAGAGCAGCUGAAAAACCACACUGUGUGCUGAAAAGACUUAAGCCUCUCACACAGAAGCCCUGGGCCUAGGCACUUGGUUGGUACAGGUCUGAAUUCUAGACUUCUGAGUACAGGCCAGACCCACCCACUCCCUUGAAAUCAGCACUUUCCCCUGAUUUAUACCAAAGCCACUUAAUAUAAUAAACAACAAAAUCCCAGCUGCUUUGUAAAGAAUUCAAACUAUUUGGUUUGUAGUAUGGAUGUUGAUGAUAGAGAGCAAGUCAUUCUCAACAUAACAGAAGGACCUGACUAAAUUUCAGGGGUUUUACCUGAAAUAAAAUAGAUUCAUUACUAGCCUUAAUUUAUAUAUGAUUGCCACACUUGUCUGUCCCAGUCUCAGAAUUCCAAAAGAUGCAAACAUUUUGCUCUGUAAGGAAAUGAAGGAGAGUUUGUGCUUUUGCCUAACAAAGGUAAAGAACAGCCAGGGCCUUCUUAAGAACCAUUAUGAAUAGCUGAACUCUAAAGCCAAGUAUAAGACUCACAUUGUUUAGGACUUGUUACUUCUGCUAAUUUUUCUGGAAGCAUCAUGUUUGCUACUUCUAGUGGGUUUUGCCUCUCCCCUCACCUUGCUAUCUCUAGUGGUUUCCCCAAAAGAUUUUAAGCUAAAUGCUGUGAUACCUUUAUAUUUUCCAAUUACAUUGUGUCUUACUUUCCUCUACAAUAAUCUGUAUGCCUGGAUUUUUUAGAACAUCUUCUACAUCAUCACUCUGGCACUCAGAUGCUCAGUGGUGUUCCCAUUAACACAAAAGCAUUUGGGGCAAAGAUUUUAUGGUCAGAGGUAACAUUGAGGACUGGAAAUAUUUACUUAAUGUUUUAUAACAGGUGGACCUAGUUCCAAAAAACAACAACAAACUACUAUUUCUACCAGUCAUCGAUGAACAGAACACUGAACAUCUUUCUACUCCUAACACUCAACCUCUCUCCUCCCCCUUGAUUAUCGUAACAGCAACUCUCUCUCCCACCUAGGCGCAUACCACGGUAUUUGCUGCCUUCUGCACCUACUCUGCUGAAACGGGAGAAGGGAGGCUGAAAGCCCCUCCAGAAAGGCUUUCAGAGAACCUACUACUGCCACUAUUACUAGUGUGAAAAAUAACAAUUUUUGAAGGUGGAAUACAGAAGAGGUGCAAGUGAAAUGAAGUUGGCCCCAGGAGGUCAACUAACAAUUCAAGUUGUUUCUGCCCCUUUGUUUCCUCUGGUUCCAACUUAUAGCAGCAAGUGGCUCUGCUAGACUGACUUCAGUCCCAUCAGGAGAGCAGGAAGUCAUCUCCAGGAGAGGUUAGUUGGUAGCUAAGAGUGCUUUGCACUUAUUUGUGGUAUGGAUGUUGAGGAUAGAGAGCAAGUCAUUCUCAACAUAACAGGCAACUUCACUGGUAUCUCUUCAACUUUGUCUGCUUCAGUUUCUCUCCUGGGCCUUCCACCUGGCCUCAAUUUGUCCCUUAGCUGCAACCCCUGUAAUUCGCUUCCCUAGCUGACAGCUUGCCCUUUAAAAAAAAAAAAAGAGCAAGACAGCAAAUUAAUUCAUGUUAGCUUAAUGACCACAAAUUGAGCAGUUGAUCUGGAGACAUUACAUUGAAUCUACAAAGACAGAUGAGAUUCUACAAGCAUUUUACCAGACAUCCAUUCUAACUCUCUAGAGCAGGGGUGGGCAAACUUUUUGACUCGAGGGCCACAAUGGGUUCUUAAACUGGACCGGAGGGCCGGAACAAAAGCAUGGA
Myotis myotis is the source of this 6811-nucleotide messenger RNA. It is a transcript of the gene NHSL2, whose product is annotated as NHS like 2. The record is from RefSeq and is a predicted model, not a curated record. Gene Ontology annotation, biological process: cell differentiation. The coding region runs from base 1 to 3441 and encodes 1146 amino acids. The transcript is spliced from 8 exons. Lineage: Eukaryota; Metazoa; Chordata; Mammalia; Chiroptera; Vespertilionidae.